Molecule: messenger RNA, 6083 nt
Organism: Thamnophis elegans (Western terrestrial garter snake)
Lineage: Eukaryota; Metazoa; Chordata; Lepidosauria; Squamata; Natricidae
Gene: EEA1
Product: early endosome antigen 1
Exons: 29
Coding region: 260-4495 (1411 amino acids)
Biological process (GO): endocytosis
Cellular component (GO): early endosome
Molecular function (GO): metal ion binding; 1-phosphatidylinositol binding
Source: RefSeq, a predicted model, not a curated record
CCGCCAGCCUAAAGCGGAGGAGAGGAGGCCGGGCGGCGCGCCUUCCUUUCGCGGCUUAGGCCGCCCCCUUCUUUCCUUCCCUGUCUCCCCGCCCUACUCCUGGCGGCGCCUUUCCCUGCUUGUCAAGGAGCGGCGGAACGAGUCGGGCCGGAGCCAGAGGGAGGCAGGGCGGGGGUAGCCCGUGAUUUGGAGAUGGCUCAGGGGAGGCCGCGCUGAGGCUGGAGUCGUCGCUCCCUGGAGGGACGUGACCUCUGCUGCGAUGCUGAGGAGGAUUUUACAGAGGACUCCAGGCAGGGUUGGAUCUCAGAGCUCUGAGUCGGAUUCAUCUGCAGCCCCUGGAAAUGCAGUGGAUAUCAACAAUGAGAGUACUUCAGAGGGAUUUAUUUGUCCUCUUUGUAUGAAAUCUCAUGGAUCAGCUGAAGAACUUUUUAAGCACUAUGAAGCAGUUCAUGAUUCUGGUAUUGAUACAAGUCAUGCAGGAGAAUCUAACAUGACCCUCAAAAGUGAUGACAUAACUUUAUUGAGGCAAGAAGUUCAAGACCUGCAAGCUUCGCUUAAGGAAGAACGAUGGUAUUCUGAAGAGUUGAAGAAAGAAUUAGAAAAAGUUCAUGGGCAGAAGCAGCAAGAAUCCAAACCUGAUGGUCUGGCAACUGCUGCCUCUACAGAAUUGGAAUCUUUAGAACAGCAAUUAGAAGACAGUCAAGUAGAAAAAUUUAAUAUCAAACAAAUGAAAGACUUAUUUGAACAAAAAGCAGCACAACUGGCCACUGAGAUUGUGGAACUUAAAGCCAAAUAUGAUGAAGAAACAAGCCUUCGAGAACUUGCAGAACAAAAAGUGACUAAUUUGACACAAGAGUUACAGAAGCAAAAAGGUGUAUGUGAAGAUUUAAACACAGAGCUGCUUCAAAGACCCGGGGUAGAAGAUGUUGCAGUUCUAAAGAAGGAAUUAGUCCAAGUUCAAACAUUGAUGGAUAAGAUGACUUUGGAAUGUGAGAAAGAAUCUGAGAAACUGAAAGAUGAAUGCAAUCAUUUGAGAGCAGAAUAUACAAAUGCAGAGGCUACCAUUAAUAAGUUAAAUACAGAACUUGCUAAAGGACCACAAGAAGUUGCUACAUAUGUACAAGAGAUCCAGAAACUUCAAACUUCAGUUAAUGAAUUUGCACAGAAAAAUCGGAAACUACUGGAAAAAUUAAAAAAGAAAGAAUUGGAAUAUACUCAGUUAGAAGAGAGACAAAAUGAAGAAUCAUUGGGUAAAAGGAAUCUGCAAGCAACUCUUAAUCAAAAGGAAUUGGACUGUCAACAACUUCAGGCAAGACUGUCUGCAUUGGAGGACUCAUUACAGAGAUUGCAGAAAGAAUUGUGUGAAAAGAGAGAAGCAAGCCAAAAACUUAAGGAAGAAUUGUCAGAAGCUGAAGCCAAGAACCAGCAUCUUAAAGCAGAAUACAAGCAGCUACAACAACAAAGGGAAGAACAAGAACAGCGAAGCCUGCUGCUUCAAAAUGAGCUCAAUCAGUUACACAAUAAACUUCUGGAAACAGAACAUCAACUUGGAGAAGCACAGGGGCGACUAAAAGAACAGAGACAGCUAUCUAGUGAAAAGCUGAUGGAAAAGGAACAGCAAGUGGCUGACAUUCAGUUAAAACUUUCACGUGCUGAAGAGGAGCUAAAGGAAAAAGCGGCAAAUACAACUGAAUUGCAACAUCAAUUAGACAAAACGAAGCAGCAGCAUCAAGAGCAGCAGAAUCUUCAGCAAAGUACGACAGCAAAACUUCGAGAAGCCCAGAAUGAUUUAGAGCAAGUUCUACGUCAGAUUGGUGAUAAAGAUCAAAAAAUCCAAAACCUUGAAGCCCUGCUACAAAAGAGUAAGGAGAAUAUUUCUCUGCUAGAAAAAGAAAGGGAAGACUUGUAUGCAAAAAUUCAAGCUGGUGAAGGAGAAACAGCAGUUCUAAAUCAGUUACAAGAGAAGAAUCAUGCUUUGCAGGAACAGGUAACACAGCUGGCAGAAAAAUUGAAGAAUCAAUCAGAAAGUCAUAAACAGGCCCUAGAAAAUUUGCAUGAGCAAGUGCAGGAACAGAAAUCCCAUUUAAGAGCAUCUCAAGAUCAUGUUCUUUCAUUGGAAACAACUAUCAGUGAGCUACAUAAUCAGCUAAGUGAAAGUAAAGAAAAAGUAAUGCAACUUGAUUUGCAGGUAAAAGCAAAGACUGAAUUGCUUCUGUCAGCGGAGGCAGCAAAAGCUGCUCAGAGAGCAGACCUUCAGAAUCAUUUGGAUACUGCCCAGAAUGCAUUACAAGACAAACAGCAGGAAUUAACAAAAGUCAGCACUCAAUUGGAUCAAGUUGCUUCCAAGCUGCAUGACAAAGAGGAAUAUUGUAUACAGCUGGACUCCAGUCUUAAAGAGUACAAAGAAAAACACCUUAAUUUAGAGCAAAAAACAGAAGAGCUGGAAGAUCAGCAUAAGAAACUUGAAACUGAUCUUUAUGAAGUUUUGGGGCAAAAAGAAAAGGCUGUUCAAGAACUAGAGCAGCAAAGAAAACAGUACACAGAGUUGAACCUCAAAGCUACAGAACUGAGCAAACAACUAGAGGAAGAGAGAGAAAUGCUAUCUAGAGCCCAAUUAGACUUACAGAAAAAAAAUGAUACAUUAGAAGAAGUAAGCCAACAAAAAUUAAAGCAGGAAGAAGAAAAUGAAAAACUGAAGUUAGAAAUUGAGAAAUUAAAUCAUGAAAUAUUGAAGUAUCACAGGGAAUUAGAAGAAAAGCUGCAAAUAUUAACAGAUGAUUUGAAGAAAAUGAAGCUGGAAAAAGAUACUCUAUUAAAAGAACUUGAAAUCCUCAAAGGUAAAUUGUCAAAUAGCAACGAAUCUUUGGAAGAAGCAAGGGAUGCAUUGGAGAAAGAGAAACAGAGAGGAAAGACAGCUGUAGCAGAAAUUGAAAAAUCUUGUCAAGAAGCUAAGCAUCAACUUCAGUUACAGUCAGAAUCUAUAGCUAAAGAACAGAAUGAACUGAAAAACUUACUGGAGAAACAAGAUGGGAUUUCCAAACAGCUAGCAACAGAGCUUGAUUCGGCACGUGUGCAAAUUCUGCAGCUUCAGGGUAUUCUUAAAGACAAAGAUAAAAAUGAACAACAGCUUCAAUUGAAGGUAAAAGAAUUGAAGGAAUCUUUCGACCAGAAGAAAAAACAAAAUGAGAUACAACAAGCUGAAUUAAAGACAGCCCUAUUAGAAAAGGCAGAACUGGAAAAUAAAUUGCAACAACAAAUAACAUUAUCAGAACAAGUCCUUGCUGGGCAGAAGGAAAAAAUAACAGAAUUGCAGAAAUGCCAUAAAAAAGCUCAAGAAAAUGUGGAAAAACUUCAACUAGAUAUUUAUGGUAAAGAAUCUGAAAUCUUGGCUAUCCGGCAAGACCUUAAGGUUACAGAAGAGAAGCUGACUUUGGGUGAAGAAGAAUUGAUUUCUAAUAGAAAUCAAAUUAGUAAUCAAAAUCAAUUGAUCAAAGAACUUAAGACAAUAAGAUCUGCACUGGAACAGGAUGUAUCCAAAAAAGAGAAGCAACUAAAAGAGCAAGAGAAGUUGUUACAGGAAAUACAGAAAGAUAAGGAUUUAAAAGAAAAAGAUUUGUUUAAUGAAAAAUCGAAAACCUCAGAGCUCUAUGACAUAAAUUGCAAGCAGGAAGAAGAAAAUGUGAAACUAAAGGAUGAAAUUAGACUUGGCAAACAAGAGUUUGAGAAGGAGAUAUCAAAUCAAAAAGAUGCCAAACAGCUGUUGAUUAAACAGAAACUAGAACUACAGGAAAAGGUUGAUAAUUUUAGUACAGCUAUGGAGCAAGAGAAGAAAAACCAGGAAGUCAUGAAAGAUCAGUGGAAGAAGAAAGAAGGGGAAUUGAAGAAGAAAUGUGCUGAGAUUGAAACAAAACUGCAAGCUUUGAUCAAGAAAAAAGAUGAGCAGUGUAAAAGUCACGAAGAGGCUGAGUGUAAGCUAAAUAUGCAGAUCACAGCACUGAAUGAAAAUCUAGGGACAGUGAAGAAAGAGUGGCAAAGUAGCCAAAGAAGGGCUAGUGAACUAGAAAAACAAAUAGAUGAUCUGCGUGGAGAAAUUGCAGUUCUCGAAGCUACUGUCCAGAACAAUCAGGAUGAGAGAAGAGUAUUGCUGGAAAGGUGCCUUAAAAGCGAAGGAGAAAUUGAAAAACUUCAAAGCAAAGUCAUGGAUGCACGAAGAAAACUUGAUGAUACAACUGCAGCCAUGCAGGAGCUGGGGAGAGAGAACCAGUCACUGCAGAUCAAACAUACGCAAGCAUUAAAUAGGAAAUGGGCUGAAGACAAUGAAGUUCAGAAUUGCAUGGCUUGUGGAAAAGGUUUUUCUGUAACAAUAAGAAGGCACCAUUGCAGACAGUGUGGAAAUAUUUUCUGUGCUGAGUGUUCCACAAAGAAUGCCUUAACUCCUUCUUCUAAGAAACCUGUUCGUGUCUGUGAUACUUGUUUCAAUGAUCUACAAGGAUAAUUACUCACAACUCUUACAUGUUAUGCUAGAGUAAAAUUUCUGUUAUGCACUUCGUAUAAUACUCAGACUACUACUUUGGGUGGGCACCGAUUGUAACAAUUGACAAAAUUAUAGUAUAGUGUUUAACUGCUAAAGUCAAACAAUUGUACUUCUUGUGAAGUUGAAAUUAUCUGUGACUUAUUUGGUUUUGGUCAGAGAGCUUCUGUGUCAAGUUUAUAAGUCUCCAAUGACUUGUAAAUAAAAUUGAAAUAGAGGAAUUAUAAUGUAUUUUUAAUCCUAAUUUGUUGGUUCAGAAACAACUCCUUUAAAACAGUUUUGCAGGGAUUUUGUGUUUCAAUUAUUGCUGCAUAAGUAUAACUUAAUGAUUGUUUAGAAAUGCAUAAGGUAUUAAUAGCCUCAAACAAGCAGCUUUUCAUUUCUAUUCUUUUUUCCUCUUUAUUCUUCUUAAUUUUUUACUGUGAGUUCCUUUUUAUGUUUAUGUCUAGUUGAGUGGAAGUUGCCUUGAACUCUCAAGAUUGUCAAGCUGUUUUUCUAUAGUAUCACUGUACAAUAUAUGUCAAAGAAAAUGAAAAGCAAUCCCAAUACUUUAGUGUAGAUCUGAUAUUUCUUCUCUAAGAAUAUGCUGCAUCCUGUUGGGCUACAUCAUCUUUGAUAUGCAAAUCCUAUGCUCCUUUACAUUUUUUUGUACUAUUUAAAUAUGUUUGCACUGUUCUCUCUAUCUUAUUCACAAGAAAUAUUGCCUGGAAGAUCCAAGCAUAGCAAAUUCUGGUACUGAAAAAUACAUACCGUAUUUUUCGGAGUAUAAGACGCACAUUUUUACUCCAAAAAAGAGGGUGAAAAUCUGGGUGUGUCUUAUACUCCGAAUGUAGCGGCUGAGUCAUCUGAAAAAGGGGCAAGUGAAGCGGGUGCUGCAGAGAUUGUGAUGGUUGGAAAGGAGAGACAUUUUGCUUUUGGGGCUCCCGCUCUGCUCUGCUCCCGGGAGGACCCAGGUGGUGGUGGUGGUAGCAGCGGCUCCUCACAUUGCUGGGGAGUGAAAUCAUUGUGGCCAUUGUCUCCCCUGAGCUACCCGCCGAAUCUCUGAGGCACCUUUCACUUGCAGGAGGAGGAGGGUGAGGGCGGAGUAACUGGAAAAGAAAGCCGAGCUUGGAACCUGCCGAAAACUGCUGCCUGAAAAGCACGCCUUUCUUUCCCAGUUACUCAAAGGCUUUGGUUUAAGGAGGUGCUGCUUUAAGCCGCCCUCCUCCUUCUCCUGCAAACAAAAGAUGCCUCAGAGAUGCUAGAUUUCUCAGAACGCUAGAUUUGGAAGUUAAAAACCUGGAAUGGGGUACCAUCAACCUUGAUUCAAAGACUUUGGUUCCUGAGAUCUCUGAGUUGCCACCCAAAACCUGGUACCGCGAUCUCUGCAGCACCCGCUUUACCUGCUCCUUUGCGGUUCCAGGCGUCAGAGAUUGUGGGAUGGAAAGGAAACUUCGGAAUGCGGCAGCUGCCAGGCUCCAGGAAUAUGGCACUCCUGUAUUCCGACGUUCCCUUUUCAUCCCAUGCUUCUUCCAUUAGCCAAAAUCCCGACAAUGCAAAUAGCAAUUUUCCG